AUGAAGGCGCACCUUCCGCGACUCACGGCCCUGACAAUCCAAAUUCACGUUCUAAAAACAUUCUCCGAGUACGCUGUAGGCAGGGCUGCUUUUCCCAGCGUCUCGCAAUACAGACGGUUCGCCGUUUACCGAACUAGACAGACGUCUCAUCUCGACAAGGACAUGGCUCAAGCCACUGACACCGCUAGCAUGGAUAUACAGGAUCAAAUUAUGGACAAGGUCCAAGGCCAAGGAGGCAAAAGCAGAGGCGGCGGCCGGAAAAGCGGUGGCGGACGUAGCGGCGGACGUUCCAGCGAUGUGUCGCGCGCACUGUCACGACUUCUGCGACACCAGGCCGAGAACGCGGGCAUCAAGCUCGACGGCGAGGGAUACGCCCCUCUCGACAAAGUGCUGCAAUGGGGCCCUCUCAAGUCCCUCGGCGUCACGCUCGCCGACGUGCAAGACGUCGUCGCCACCAACGAGAAGCAGCGCUUCUCCCUCAAGCCCGCCUCGCCCUCCACCGUCAUCACCACGUCCGCCAACCCCGGCGACUACCUCAUCCGCGCCAACCAGGGCCACUCCAUCAAGCUCGAGUCCUCGUCCCUGCUCGUCCCGCUCACGCCCGAAGCCGGCAACGUCCCCGCGCGCGUCGUCCACGGCACCUACUACGCCUUUUGGGAGCCCAUUGUCGAGAGCGGCGGCCUGAAGGUCAUGGGCCGCAACCACAUCCACUGCGCGGCGGGCACCCCCGAGGAGGGCGUGGCGGUGGUCAGCGGCAUGCGCAGGGACGCGCAGCUGCUGAUUGAGAUUGACGUGCAGAGGAGCAUGGAGGCGGGCAUCGCGUGGUGGCGCAGCGACAACGGCGUUAUCCUGACAGAGGGCGAUGCGGACGGGCUGCUGGGCGUCGAGUACUUUAGGAGGGUGGAGGGCAGGAACGGCGACGUGGGCGUGCUCUGGGAGGACGGGCAGGUGGUGGCCGAGCUGCCGAGGGAUGUGAAGCGGACGAUAAACAAGUCACAUGCAUCUACCAAACAUGACCACAAAUCCAAUCAGUGGUACUACUCCAAUGCUGCACUUCCAUACCCCAUCAUGUGCCAUUGA
Akanthomyces muscarius is the source of this 1080-nucleotide messenger RNA. RefSeq lists its product as uncharacterized. The transcript is spliced from 3 exons. Bases 1 to 1080 code for a protein of 359 amino acids. Gene Ontology annotation, biological process: tRNA splicing, via endonucleolytic cleavage and ligation. The record is from RefSeq and is a predicted model, not a curated record. Gene Ontology annotation, molecular function: tRNA 2'-phosphotransferase activity. Lineage: Eukaryota; Fungi; Ascomycota; Sordariomycetes; Hypocreales; Cordycipitaceae.